CUCGGCAUCUCGCCGCCUCCACCUUGGAGACCCGAGAAUCUCUAGCUAUUCUCAGAUACAAUUUUCUUCGAUUCUGUAUCUGUCUUCACGUCAAUUUACUCGGAUUAUCAGGAAUUGGGAAAUAGUGAGACGACUCAGCCAACAUGCCAGGAGAAAUCUAUAACGUUGUCAAGCUCGUCCCGAAGCCGGGCAAAUUCAACGAAGUUGUUGAAGCAUUCAAAGUCCUCUCCAAGUUCAUCGAGGAGCACGAACCGAAGACUCAGAUCUACUUCGCCCUUCAGCCCCAGGGAAGUGAGGAACUUGUUCUUGUUGAGAAGUACACUGAUGCGGACAACCUGAAAGCUCACGCCUCUACCGCGGCUUUCAAGCAGUUCGGAAGGGCAAUCGGGCCUCUUCUCGCGCAAAAGCCGGAUAUUAGGAGGGCUUCGUUCUUAGCCGGUGUUGAGGGGAGGUCGAAGCUUUAGAAGCCUUGCUAGCUGGGCUUUCCUUGGUACCGUCUCUUGAUACUCGUCCUUUAGUGGACAUUUUUAGGUAGAAAGAAGAUGCAAGAGUUAGAUAUAGUAUUAUAAUCCGUGGUGUCUGUCUAUGGUCUAGAUAUCUAUUAGUUGUUGCCUUGGUCUUUAUAGCUUCCCUUCAUUAAGACCAUUCAGCCGAAGCAUGCUGUCCUGGUAGCUCGUCGCUAUCAGUUUACCAUCC
Messenger RNA from Aspergillus ochraceoroseus IBT 24754, 696 nucleotides. RefSeq names its product putative quinol monooxygenase. The record is from RefSeq and is a predicted model, not a curated record. The coding region runs from base 144 to 464 and encodes 106 amino acids. Lineage: Eukaryota; Fungi; Ascomycota; Eurotiomycetes; Eurotiales; Aspergillaceae. The transcript has 3 exons.